Doryrhamphus excisus (bluestripe pipefish) is the source of this 2447-nucleotide messenger RNA. It is a transcript of the gene lpcat1, whose product is annotated as lysophosphatidylcholine acyltransferase 1. NCBI's taxonomy places the organism in Eukaryota, Metazoa, Chordata, Actinopteri, Syngnathiformes, Syngnathidae. Gene Ontology annotation, molecular function: lysophosphatidic acid acyltransferase activity; 1-acylglycerophosphocholine O-acyltransferase activity. Gene Ontology annotation, cellular component: endoplasmic reticulum. The record is from RefSeq and is a predicted model, not a curated record.
AGAAGCACAGCUUUCCUCGUUUCCAGUCAGAUGAAAGACGACGCUGACACUCCCUCUCUCUCCCUCUUUCUCUCUCUCUCUCCGUCACACACACACACACACAUACACACCACAGCUAAAACAGCGACUUUUGCAAAGGGCACACAACAUUCUCAACAUAGUUUUUAGGUCGUCCAACCAUGAACCCGUCGGGCAGUCGCCCAUCCAGAUGGGGGAGGAACCCCUUCGUCCACAAUUUGAAAUUAAGCCUGGCAGACAAAAUAACGAUUGGACUGAUGUCUGUGACAGUGUUUCCAGUACGACUACUCAUGGUGUCCUUCUUCAUGCUGCUAGCCUGGCCCUUCGCCUUCGUGGCCUCGCUGGGACGCUCCGAGUUUGUGGUUGAGUCGCAGUCAUGGUGGAGAUGUUUAGUAGACCUAGCCCUGCGUGUCAUCAUGCGAGCCAUGUGGUUCUGCGGAGGCUUCCAUUGGAUUAAAGUGAAAGGGGAAAAGGCGGCGCCUUCGGAGGCCCCCAUCCUCACCGUGGCGCCACACUCCACCUACUUUGACGCCAUCCCGGUCACCUUCACCAUGUGCUCCAUUGUUACCAAACUGGAGAGUAGCAGUAUUCCGGUCUGGGGAACUUUGAUCAAUUACAUCAGACCGGUGUUUGUGUUCCGCUCGGAUCACGACUCCAGGAGACAAACUGUAGAGGAGAUCAAGAGGCGAGUGCAGUCUGGAGGGGAGUGGCCUCAGAUCAUGAUAUUUCCAGAGGGCACUUGCACCAACAGGUCCAGUCUCAUCUUAUUCAAGGCUGGUGCUUUCAUCCCGGGACUCCCAGUACAACCAGUAGUGUUACGGUACCAAAACAAACUGGAUACAGUUUCAUGGACAUGGCGAGGGCCCGGAGCGUUCAAGAUCCUUUGGCUCACUCUGUGCCAGCCUCAUAAUUCCAUGGAGGUAGAGUACCUGCCUGUGUAUACUCCAUCGGAUGAGGAGAAGGAAAACCCAUGUCUGUUUGCCAGUAAUGUCAGAAUAAUCAUGGCAAAAGCGUUAGAGUUGCCGCUCACAGAUCUGUCCUUCGAGGACCGAGAGAUCAGCUUUGCACAGGGGCCCCUGCGCGUCUACGACCCCAGCAGCCUGCUGGAGUUUAACCAGCUGGUUCGCCGCUUGGGGCAAAAGACUACAGAGAGUUUGUUAAAGGAGCAGGUCAGCAGAGUCAGGAAGCUGCGAGAACAUCAGCUGGGAUUGGAGGACUUGGCCCUCUUCCUUCAUGUGCCUGUUUCAAUUACACUCAAACAAGUCCUCAGCCUCUUUGGCCAGAACGAAGAGGGGCAGAUAGACAUCAGGCACUACGUUAUUGCCUUGUCUACUAUUCACCGACCAUCAAGGGCAAUGGAGACCCUCAAGAUGGCAUUUCAAAUGUACGAGAAUGAGGACAGCGGCCAAGUCCACGAGCAUGAACUUGCCGCCAUGUUGGAAAUAAUGCUGGGGGUGAAAGAAGUGGAGCUGUCCAUGGUGUUUAUGUCGCUUGAAGGGCCGGACACCGGCAAGAUCACAUACGAUGAACUUCGCCGUUUCGUAGCGGCGCAUCCACACUUCGUCCAGGACUACCUUGAUUUUAAAGACCACCCACGCCAUUUCUGCGUCCGCCCACGCAACACCUGCAAUGGACACAACUGCGACAAAGACAACUGAAGGUUGGACUUGAGAGGCUCCCUUCUCUCUCUUUCUCUCGCCACAUUUCUAUUUAUUUACCUUUUUUUCUUGGCAGACAGCCACUUUUGUGCCUUUAAAGCAGAGAAGGUUGAAUGCUGAAUCUAACAGAAGCAAUGGGAAUGAGAUCGAGGAUGUGCUUUACAAAUGUAUGACUAUUUUGGGAUACUUUUGUACAUCCUUGCUGUUAAAUACAGGAGCUCACAGCCAAUUUGGGGCGGGGGUGGGGGGUGGGGGUGCUUCAAAAAGCAUAAGAGAAAGACUUUUUUAAUACUUUGACAUUUAUUUUCUGAUGUUUGUUGUCAUUUUCAGCCCAAAGAUACACAUUUAACAAAUAAACAUCCACUUAAUCACCACAUUUGGUCAAGGAAUUAAUAAAAUGUAACGAAACUGUACUUCCAAUACUGUAAAAUAUUUUUAAAGGGUGGUGUCUUGAUUCAAAUGCAAAACAAUGCAAUGAUUUUAUUUUGAAUUGCAUUUGUUUUUGCUUUUUUUUUUUCCACUUUUAUGUUUUGAUUAUAUGAGUCCACAUGGUGGCGCCAGCUCCCUAAAUCCCACCAGACGCACCACUGCCCACCUGAUGGACAGGAAAAGCAUUACCUCAUCCCCUUCCUUUCAUUCCUCCAGGUAAAAAUAGACAGAUUAAGCCUUGGCUUUGAUGAGAGAAGCCUACAGAGGAGGUGUGGAAGCUGGUGAGAAAGCGAGAGAGAGACUAAAUGGAUCGUUCUGCUCCAAAUCCAAUUCCUAAUAGCU